Messenger RNA from Cladophialophora yegresii CBS 114405, 351 nucleotides. RefSeq lists its product as uncharacterized. NCBI's taxonomy places the organism in Eukaryota, Fungi, Ascomycota, Eurotiomycetes, Chaetothyriales, Herpotrichiellaceae. The coding region runs from base 1 to 351 and encodes 116 amino acids. Gene Ontology annotation, cellular component: EMC complex. The transcript has 2 exons. The record is from RefSeq and is a predicted model, not a curated record. Gene Ontology annotation, biological process: protein folding in endoplasmic reticulum.
AUGACGGCGCUCUCGCGGCUGUUCGUCCUCGUCGGGCUCCUAUCACUGUUCCAUGCGGCCUAUUCCGCCCACGAAUUUUCAACGCUCUCCACCAAACUCCACAAGAAUGCCGCACUGCCUUUAGACAUCAAGCUCGAGACCCUUGUGUCUGUGUUUCUGGCGUGUUUUGGUCUCGUGCUGGGCUCCGACCCGUUGAAGCCGGUUAGUUGGAGCGCGUGGGCCGGACAGAUUGAACGAGAUGGCGGAAAAGCAAAUCCCUUCCGAGGCCUGGAGGAGCGGGUGGGAUUCAUGGAUAUCAGAGCGCAGAGAAGAGAGUUCGCGGACUGGGCGAAACAGCAGGGAGGGGCAUAA